AUGGAGACACAUAGCCCCGGGAGUAACUACCACCGCAUUGACCUGCGUACGACUGAUCCAACGGAGUUGAGCGGCGCCAGCUCACCUGGGACCAGCUCACUCAAGCGCUUCGCAUGCCAAUUCGACCCAGGCUCCAAAAACGGGCGUGUGCUAGUGCUGCUGUUCGAUCGCAACGGAGAUUCCGAGUUUAAGGAAAUGAGCAGGUUGGACGUCCUGCGGAUGACUCAGCAGGCAGCUUUGCCCAGAGAGGAGGACCCUGAAGAAGUCGGUGAGGUUGCGGACGUCGCGGGGCUACCACUGCGGCGGCUGGGCAGUUUGGGUGUUAAGGGCCGGCGUGCCAGUAUGAACAUAAUGCGAGGAGAAGGCGGAGGGCCCGAUGGACCUAAUUACGCCACAGUCUGUGACGUUCAGCGCGUUCAUGCACGAGACAUUCGACGGAUGGAGAACGCCUUUUCCGUGUCGAAUGAGCCAGCGAUUAUUAUUCGAAAGCAGGCGAUUCUGAUCAGUGCCGACCCGUUGCGCGCGAUCGUGAUGCGAGACGUGUGUCUUGUGUACGUACCUGAUGGAGCUGACAGUCUUCUGUCUAUUCUCAAAGAGCAAUUUACUCAAACUGCUCGAGAGAAUGCAGAAGACCCGUACGAGUUCAGGGCACUAGAGGCGCUGCUAGCGACGCUAGCCAGAUACUUCCAGGCCGACUACGAGAAACUCUCGCCCAUCGUGAUCUCAGCGCUGGAUCGAUUGGUGCAAGGAAACCUGCACUCACGAGAGCUCGAGACACUGCGCGAGUUCAAGAACACAAUGAACGAGUUCGAGUCGCAAGUGGAUGGAGUACGUCGUGUGUUGAUGGAGCUGCUAGACAAUGAGGAAGAUCUGCGCUUGCUGUACCUCACGAAGCUGCACGAAGAGCCUUCGCUUCUCACGGAUCUCUACAGCUUCGAUUCAGAGGAAGCGGAAGUGCUGAUCGAGAAUUACUUGCAAGAUAUCUUCUCCACACGCACGAAGGCGGACUUGAUGCAGCAACGUAUUACGAAUACGGAAAGCUUAGUCAUGCUGAAGCUCGACUCGAUGCGAAACUACUUGCUCCGAGUCGACCUCAUCUUCUCUCUCGUUACCAUCAGCCUGUCAGUGGGCACGCUACUUGCUGGAGUGUUCGGUAUGAAUCUGGCAUCAGGCGUUGAGGAGGCCUGGGGCUGGUUCUGGGGAGUUGCGAUCACUUGUGUGGUAGUCUUCAUAGUGAUCACAGCUAUCGGCAUUUUGUUCUUCAGACAGAAAGGGGUUCUGCAACUAUGA
Phytophthora infestans T30-4 is the source of this 1290-nucleotide messenger RNA. RefSeq names its product CorA Metal Ion Transporter (MIT) Family. Gene Ontology annotation, cellular component: membrane. The transcript has 4 exons. The coding region runs from base 1 to 1290 and encodes 429 amino acids. The record is from RefSeq and is a predicted model, not a curated record. Gene Ontology annotation, biological process: magnesium ion transport; transmembrane transport. Gene Ontology annotation, molecular function: magnesium ion transmembrane transporter activity. NCBI's taxonomy places the organism in Eukaryota, Oomycota, Peronosporomycetes, Peronosporales, Peronosporaceae.